AUGAAUGCGCAAAUCUCACCAAAUCAAACGGGAACUGAUGUCAGCGAUCGUCUAGUCAACAGCCCUCAAAACCCAAGGAGCUGCCCUUGCGGUUGGUAUGUCUACUACUCGGCUGUCUGUGGGCAUGUGUACCAGGAAGUGAAGUUCCAAUGCGGCGCGUACCAGAACGUGGAAUACGAAAGCGGCAACAUUACUAGACCGUCUGGUCGAGGCAGAUUCUGCAAGACCCCUGCACCGAAAAACAUCGUCCAGGGGGUGCAGAUCGACGCCAAAUGCCAAUAUUACUGA
This is a messenger RNA of Penicillium expansum, 288 nucleotides long. RefSeq lists its product as uncharacterized. Lineage: Eukaryota; Fungi; Ascomycota; Eurotiomycetes; Eurotiales; Aspergillaceae. The record is from RefSeq and is a predicted model, not a curated record. Bases 1 to 288 code for a protein of 95 amino acids. The transcript has a single exon.